Phoenix dactylifera (date palm) is the source of this 2003-nucleotide messenger RNA. RefSeq names its product AP-2 complex subunit mu-like. Lineage: Eukaryota; Viridiplantae; Streptophyta; Magnoliopsida; Arecales; Arecaceae. The record is from RefSeq and is a predicted model, not a curated record. Gene Ontology annotation, biological process: vesicle-mediated transport; intracellular protein transport. Gene Ontology annotation, cellular component: clathrin adaptor complex.
UGUGGCAAUUGGAAAUUUCGUGCGUGAAAAAAAGAAAGGCUAGCGAGGGGAACGCCGGAAGAAGACUUCCGCGCUCCGACCGACUUCCAGCGCUCCGACCGACCUCCCGCCUCCCCCAACGCCACAAGACUCAAUCCUUCUCUCUCCAGCUCGCGUCGCAAAAACGCUAGCUCAAUCUUUGAAACCCUAGAUCCGAGAUCUCGUUUUCUCGUAACCAGAGAAGGGGAAGACUGCCAUCCCUUUGCUCCCCCCCCCCUCUCUUUGGAGGUAGGGCUAUCUACUCGCCGUGAUCUGGGGUUAAUUUGGCCUAGGAAGAGAUGCCUGUGGCGGCGUCUGCCAUAUACUUCCUCAAUCUUCGUGGGGAUGUUCUCAUCAACCGCCUCUACCGCGAUGACGUCGGUGGCAAUAUGGUGGAUGCAUUCCGAAUGCAUAUAAUGCAGACAAAAGAACUUGGUACUUGUCCUGUCCGGCAAAUUGGAGGUUGUUCUUUCCUUUACAUGAGAAUCAGCAACGUGUACAUUGUGAUUGUUGUUAGCGGCAAUGCCAAUGUUGCUUGCGCUUUCAAGUUCGUCGUUGAGGCUGUUGCAUUGUUUAAGUCUUAUUUUGGUGGGGCAUUUGAUGAAGAUGCCAUCAGGAAUAAUUUUGUUCUGAUCUAUGAGCUUCUUGAUGAAAUUAUGGAUUUUGGUUAUCCCCAAAAUCUUUCACCUGAAAUUUUGAAGCUUUACAUCACUCAAGAAGGGGUUCGUUCUUCAUUCUCAUCCAAGCCAUCAGAAAAGCCAGUCCCAAAUGCAACACUACAAGUUACAGGUGCUGUUGGUUGGAGACGUGAGGGUCUUGUAUAUAAGAAGAACGAGGUUUUCUUGGACAUUGUGGAAAGUGUUAAUCUUCUUAUGUCUUCUAAAGGGAGUGUUCUACGUUGUGAUGUGACUGGAAAGAUUCUCAUGAAAUGCUUCCUCUCUGGGAUGCCUGAUCUAAAACUAGGCUUAAAUGACAAAAUUGGGCUUGAAAAAGAAUCACAACUCAAGUCCAGGCCAGCAAAAAGUGGAAAGACCAUCGAACUUGAUGAUGUUACUUUUCAUCAGUGUGUAAACCUGACGAGGUUCAACUCAGAAAAGACAGUCAGCUUCGUGCCUCCUGAUGGUGAAUUUGAAUUGAUGAAGUACCGUAUUACUGAGGGUGUAAAUCUUCCAUUCCGAGUGUUGCCAACAAUCAAAGAAUUGGGGAGGACACGCAUGGAAGUUAAUGUCAAGGUGAAGAGUGUCUUUGGUGCAAAAAUGUUUGCACUUGGAGUUGUGGUUAAGGUUCCAGUACCAAAGCAAACUGCCAAGGCAAGCUUCCAAGUGACAUCGGGUCGAGCCAAAUAUAAUGCUUCAAUUGAUUGCUUGGUUUGGAAGAUAAGAAAAUUUCCAGGGCAAACUGAAACAACUAUGAGUGCAGAAGUUGAGUUGAUUUCUACAAUGGCAGAAAAGAAGCCAUGGACUCGACCUCCAAUUCAAAUGGAAUUUCAGGUUCCUAUGUUCACUGCAUCAGGAUUACGAGUCCGAUUUCUCAAGGUUUGGGAGAAGAGUGGAUACAACACCGUAGAGUGGGUUCGUUAUAUCACAAAAGCCGGGUCAUAUGAGAUAAGAUGUUAGAAUCUGUGACUGCUUUCAUGCACAUCGACGGAACUGUUUAGGCGGCUCCCCAGCUCUCCAACUGAACAAUGUUGAUAUCAGGAUACUUUAUUACUUCAUGAUCAUGCAUUCCUGUGCCUGCAAAACAGCCUUUAGAUGAGGAGCCGCCCCUUGUGCUCCUUUGCUUCGCCUCCAUUUUUUUUCUCUCUUUAUAGCAAACAGUCUGUAUGUGUGCUGUUGUCUGAUUCCUUGUGGUGCAAGAUCAGUAUAAUGUUUUGUAAAUGCUGGAUGGCAGGUUGUUUAUUUUGGCUUUUGCUUAUGAGGUUUUACUUCAAGUUGAUGUACAGAUUAUUGAAUUGAACACGGCAAAGCUGGCUAUUAUUUUCUAUA